AAGGCAUUAAGCGUGAUAAACAUACACGACAAUGGCGGAGUACAUGGUAGUGUUGUUGCUGCUCAAGAGUUUGCUAACGCUUCUUCAGCAAAGUGUGGAUUUACUUCACCAAUAUUACAACCAACUAACAAGGUGACAGCGCCAACUACUGGCCUGGCAUACGUAAUACAGCGUUUUUGGCCGUUAUCGCGGAUAUGGAUAAACGCGAAACGUUUUGAAAACGUUGUCGUGUAUACGUGAAACUUUUUGAAAACGCAAGAGAAAAACUUUUCCGUUUUUGACUACAUCGUUGUCGUGUAAACGUAGCCUGAAACUCUUUCCUUCAUUUGUCACUGAUUUUUUUGAGAAGAAAGAUGAACACCCAGGGCAGUGUUACAGUCUUAGUCGUCUGUUUCCUGACACUAUUUGCCUUAACAGACUGUAGCACAUGUCAGACCAAUAUAUUAGAAGGGAGCAGUCUCACCUUUAAACUGACUGACACGCAGCUUAAAGAUGAUGAUCGAUUCACUAUAAAAAAAGAUGGUAAAAUACUAGUCCCCAGAAGGAAUAGGAAACAAAAGGGACCGGGGAUUGUGAAAGAUAAGUUCCUGGAGCUCCAACCUGUGAAACUGAGCGAUUCUGGGACAUACAGUGUUGAGGUUUUUGAUGUGAACGGCAACACAUUAAAAUCUUACUCAGAAAGCGUCUGUGUUUAUGCAAAAGUCCCCAAGCCAAGAGUGAAUAUUACAUGUCAGGAUGAGAAGGUUGACUUAAGAUGUGAUGUUGAAGGUGGCAAAAAUAUAUCUUUCAGCUGGUACAAAAAUGGGAAAGAUUUAAAGAAGACUGUAUUAAACUUCUCAACAAAUAUUGAGGAGAACAAAUCAAACUAUACAUGUACUGCACAGAAUCCAGCUCAUAACAGCACAAGUGAUCCAGUGGAAGAAGCAUGUUUCAAGUCUGCUACACUCUUUGGCUUUGACCUUUGGAUCAUGGUGGGCCUCGUAGCUGGUGGAGGAGGUCUCGUACUGGUAUUGAUAACUGUGCUGGUGACUGUUGCCUGUCGUGCCUGUAAACGCAGAGAGAAACAACAGCGAGAAUUACCAAAAUCCACAAUAUAAAGCAACUCGUCCAAGGUGCUGCAGUCAGAGUGUUAACACGUACAAGAAAGCGAGAAUAAGAUGCACUGUUCUGAGCAUCAUUGCACUGGCUGCCUAUAAAUAAUUCUGUUGCAGUUUGGUUUUUAUGGUCAAGCACUGGCUACUUUCAUGUUCUACUAAUAAAGGGGAAAAAAAGACAGCAGCAGCUGAAGCAGCUUUCUGUCACUAUGCACCAAAGAUGUUUAUAACAUCAAUAUCCAGCAGAUGCCUACCAUUAUAUUAAUAAUGUAAAAAAAAAAACAGCUAAUAAAACAAAUCAUUGUACUGUAUAAAACAGUAUUGUUCAUUUCCAUUUCUAUUUUCCUUUAUAUUUUAAUCCUCUACACUUUUUUCAUUUCUUUAUUUCUGUGUAUUAUGAGAUGUUUUACAUAUUGCUAUGAGAUCCAACACAAUUCUAGUUUUCUCUAAAUGCACACAUGCAUGUGUGUGUAAGUUCAUUACAUCCAUGUACAAGUGCACCACUUCUCUGUGUCAUUUUGAAAAAAAAAAAACAGCAGGAUUCGGCCACUCUUCCAUGGUGGUGAUAUUUGUGAAAACCCCAUUUUGUAAAGUAAAUAAAUUGAACCAGAAAUAUUUUUUCUCAUUUUGUUUUACAUGUUGAAAAACUGAAAUCUGUGCAGUUGAUUACAUAUUAGCAUUGUUUUCAUUGUUUUCUGCUAAUUCUGUUUGCACAACUAUUAGAAACCUUUGUUGUGACCUCUGGACACUGUUGCCAGGUCUGUGGGUUUCCUGCCAAAUUGGGCUCAUUUGAAAAUGCAGUCAAAGGUCACAGGUCGCCUUUUUUUCUUUUUUCGGAUAUGUUCAGAAUUUAUCACGGCUGCCAAAAAAUUUUAAACAGCUGAAAAGCAAAACUAAUUGUCAUAUCAGUUUAUAUUCUGAGUAUUUAUUGUUUUAAAUUCAAUUCAAUUCAAUUUUAUUUGUAUAGUGCUUUUAACAAUGGACAUUGUCACAAAGCAGCUUUACAGAAAUAAAUGGAUUCACAAAAAAAUAUAUUGUAAAUAUGUGAAUUUAUCCCUAAUGAGCAAGCCAGAGGUGACGGUGGCAAGGAAAAACUCCCUGAGACAAUAAGAGGAAGAAACCUUGAGAGGACCUUAAAUAUCUGGCAACAUAAAAACAGGCACACACAUUUAAUAUAUGUGCUACAGCUAAGGAGAGAGAAAGUGGGUGGCGAGUUUGACAUCAGGUUAUCGGUUGAAAGUUUUUGUCCUGACUAAAUUGAAAGGUGGGUGAAUGUGUGCAAGUCAACACUGGCAAAACCAUUUCAAAUAAUUUUAAAUGGAAAACAUAACACAAGCUGUCAAAUGAGAGAAGACAGAGAGUGAGAUGGAAAGCCAUCAAGAAAGUGAGCAAGAGAAAGAGAGUGAGCAAGAGAGAGAGAUACACAGAAGGUGAAGAGAAAGUUGGCUAGCUAGCUAGAAGAUUAUCAGCUAAUAAACCAGGUAAAUGGGGGAAAUAUGGGAGAUGGUGUUGUAAAGACUGGGUGUGAAAAAAGGGACUGAUGAAAUGGAUAAAAAGUGUCCUAUAUACAAUAAACUAAAUACACUAAAGUGUAAAAACAUGCUCUUGGGAGCACGUGCCUAUAUCACUAUAUCAACAGAAAGCUGCAAAAGCUAUCAUGAUUUUAAAUUGGAUUAAGACAUUUAAUUGCAUUUAAGACAGGCUGCUUACAUAUCCAUGAUUUUAGUUACCAAUAUUUCAUUAAAUAUUUCAUUCAAAACACAAUCAAUAAUUGAUCAAUAUAAUAUGAUAUAAUAACUACCCAGCCUCUUUCAUACAUUCAUUGUAUCCGAUUAUGAUUCUUCUAUUUUUCUAUCAGUAUAAAUUAUUAAUAAUAUAAUUAUUCAUAAAUGCAUUACAUAUUAAUUAUAAAUAUUAGGUUAAAAUGUCCAGCUAGUUGUUGUCUUAGAAAGUGAUUGUCGUCGUAGUAGGGUAGUGCCAAAAGACGCAGACCUACAAUACCCAUCAGCCACUGCACAGCACAUGACACAUCACACACCAUGAGAGAUCAAGUGCACCUGAAUCAUGCUGUGGGAUAACGAGCACUUGUAUUUAAGUCCUGUCUUGUAUAGUACCCUUUGUCAAGCUUUUGCUGUUGUUCUGUGUGUGCCAUGCUGUCACUUCUCGUUAGUAUGAUUCUUGCCUUGUAUCUAUAGUCCAUGUUUAUGGUGCUUAUGCUCACCAUUUGGUUUGUUUGGUUUGUACUUUUUUUAAUAAAUUAUCUGCAUUUGGAUCCGCCUCCAUUACCAAUUCCUGACAGUUGUCAGUAGUCGUUUUGGAGCUACUGUACUAAUGAGAGGUUCGAACUGAGAAAUUCAGUUUAAUUAGUUUGUCUGUGUGAGCAGUAGCUGGUUGGAGCGGUUUACAUUUCAUAGCUCAUGAAGUCUUACAAUCGUUUGGCGUGCUAUUCAUGCACUGAGUCAUUCUACCAAACGGGUGCCAUUUGGGUCCGCAACGUUUGAUGAGAUGUUUAAGGCACAAAAAUGUCCUAAAGUGUGUUUCCAAAGCUUAAAGUUAUUAAUUCAAGUGUUCUUGUUAACAUGAUAUAUGAUAAAACACUAUUCUUAAAGAGUAACAUACUAUUUUUUAAUCAUUCUUCAUUAGUACAUAGCCAAUUUCACAUGUCUGUGAUGACCAACAUGACAUUUUUUCAAACUUUUAUUAUUUUCAGGAUUAUAUGCGUGUCCCUGUUUACAUAAGAUAUAUUUAUUCAAAAUAAACCUUAUUUUUUUGGUAAAUAUUUUAUGAUUUGUGUGUGUCCCUCAGUUAACUUACCACCCUGUCACACUAACUUGUUUCAUCUAUAAUUAAUGUACUGUUGCCUUAAAUGACAUCACAAAGCGGAAGUGACAUCAUUUGAGCCUUGCAGCCACCAAGAACAAAAGUGGGCAAGUACUGACAUUCUUUUACAUUGUUUAUUUGUUGCUUUUUCAUGUUAGGCAGGGUCCGUCAAGCUUAAACCAACCACCCCGUCGCGCAAAGUAGAUAGGAAAAACUGUUUUUUAUUAAUUUUUUUUACAUUAUUAAUGCAAAUAAAAUUAAAUUUCAGAUUGAAUGCAUGUAUGCUAGGUGAGGAACUUGACCUCAUGGGAGAUCUGCGGCCAUUUUGAGAUGAAAUUUACCACCCCGUCACAUUUUUUAUUGUGACAGGGUGGUAAUGGAUGUGAUGGGGUGGUUCUGAUUCCUGUUUGAAUGUGAGGAUGUGUGAAACUAAGGAUUCUAAUAUAGGCUAAUCAAUUUUUAAUCAAUAUUUUCUCUUAACUUAACCCUGUUUGGUUCAUUCACUCACUCACUAUAUCACUCACACAUGUAUUACUCACUCAUCUCUUUCAUUCACUAUCUCACACACUCACUAUGUCACUUUCUCACUAUCUCUUUUACUCACUCUUUCACUCACUCACUCACUCACUAUCUGUGUUUAAUGAAUAAUGUUAUAUUUUAUAACAUAAUUGCAGAUAGAUCUGUCUCCAUCAUGGCUCCAUUAAGCGCUGCUGAGAGACAACGGCGAUACCGUGCACGUCGGGAUGCUGAUCCUGAGAGGAGGCAAAAAUAUCUAGAGAGUGAGCGUCAGAGAUGGAAACGGGAUGUAGAGCAAGGCAAAAAGAAGAAGAUUAGUGAUCUUAGUGAGCGAGGGAAGUGUCAGCUGCGUAAAAAGUGGAGGAAACAGAACAAGAACAGAAAAGAGAAAGCAGAGGCUAGGAAGCACAGUCUGGACAUACCCAGUGCCCAUGAGCUAUAUAAGGCCCUCACAGAAACAUCUACAACUGUUAAGUUGUUUUAUGUAGCAUCCGAAGCAGUGGAGCAGGCAAUGGAAAGGAUGCCAGGCCAGAUUCCACCAGUGCCAUCUACAAUGAAAACCCACCAAGUAGUCACAUUCACUCCAGGAGAAAUCCUUUACCGGGAAGUUAGUUGCAUGUGCUUCACGCAAAAGCAGCUGAGAUGUCAAUGACAAUGACCUUUAUCCUGGGAUCAUCAUGGAUACAGAUGAAACACAUGCCCUUGUUAAAUGUAUGCACCGUGUUGGGGCCAACAGGUUCUUCUGGCCUCUAAGAGAUGACUUCCUGUGGUAUCUCUUUGAUGAUAUGCUCGAAAUCAUUCAAGCACCACAGCCUGCGACAUCCCGCCACAUGAUGCUCAUUUCAGUUUUUCAGAGCAUGAGCAAGUUUUCCAUUACAUCUUCUAUUUUAAUGUCUCCCCUCCCCCAGUUUUUAAAUUUAAAACCAGCAGUUCAUAUAGAGAAACACUUUGUCCAUACCACCCCGUCACAUCACUUACCACCCCGUCACAGGGUCAUUUUGUGAAAAGUUUAUAGAAAGAAAAUGAAAUGUCACAUAAAUUAAUGUUGAAU
Messenger RNA from Pangasianodon hypophthalmus (striped catfish), 5481 nucleotides. RefSeq names its product SLAM family member 7-like. Lineage: Eukaryota; Metazoa; Chordata; Actinopteri; Siluriformes; Pangasiidae. Bases 354 to 1097 code for a protein of 247 amino acids. The transcript is spliced from 5 exons. The record is from RefSeq and is a predicted model, not a curated record.